AUGACGGAUUAUGAAACGCGUAGAUUGGAGAAUAUCAAGCGCAACCAGGCUUUGAUCAACGAACUUGGAAUCGAGAAGGUCAAGCAAGAAACCUCGACCAAGCGACCACCCCCAAAGAAGCGCAAGCUCUCACCUUCAUCCACACGACCUACACGCGUUUCGGCGCGUAUUGCUUCGACAGACCGUCCUAUCUACAACGAUGAACCAUCAAUCACCCACGAUACAUCGAAGUCGGCGCGAAGAGGUGGAACAAAGAAAGCACAGAGCGUGAUAGCAGACGCUGUCGAGACCAAAGCCCAGUCACCUCCACCAGAUCUCGAAGACAUACGAAGAGGCUGGACAUCUUGGGAAUCAGUUGCGCCCCCACCCACACGGGAUGGUGAUGGUACCUUUCACUUCGAGGGCCACCCGACCUUCUUACCGAACAAGUCACCUGUCGAGAUGCUUACAGAAGGCGCCUUCGGAGGCUCCUACUAUCGGCCGCUGUACUCCAAGAGCCUACGCACUACGAUAGAAGACGACUGGAAAGAGCUUCCUGCAGAUUGGCUCAAAGACUUGAGCGUCGAGAGAUAUCUCACCAGUCCAGACUACGAUCCUGAAAUCAACAAGUUCAGGGUCAAGUGUGGACAGAGCAUUGAGGAGUGGGAGGCCGCUGGUUGGAUAGCGCACGCCUACGAUGUACGAGGCUGGUUCCAAUGGUACACGCGAUUCUGGCAAGGACGUCGUUGCGACGACGAUGACAGACAGAUUGGCAGAUGGGAACGCUGCGUUGGCGAGAGAGGGCGCUGGCGACGGAUGCUGCUGAAGAGGUAUCUACAGGCUGGAGUCAAGGAAGUCGCGGAUGAAGGCGUUGACGAGGAAGAAGUCUCGCCAGUCAUGCACCAGACUUGCCACCAGUGGGCUUGGGAGGUUCGCCAGCCAUCUCUCGAUGAAGCAUGGGCUGGCCACCUAUAG
Molecule: messenger RNA, 954 nt
Organism: Aureobasidium vineae
Lineage: Eukaryota; Fungi; Ascomycota; Dothideomycetes; Dothideales; Saccotheciaceae
Source: the annotation of a GenBank genome assembly